GGGGCGCGGCAGGUCCGUGUGUUACGCCCACCCAACGCUCUCUUGCGACCCAGGCCAUCACCCCACCGGCUCUUGCUCUCAAUUUCCACUCACGCGACUGACCACUGCCUUCGCCUAUACAAGCACCUUCCACCAGUUUUUCAGGACCACAAACUUUUCUCAAGCGGGACAAGCACCCACUCUCGACACCCAACCUUCACCGUCCACCACCACCGCCCACCGCCCACCGCCCACCGCAGCCCUAUCCUCGCCUAUAGAGACGUCUCAGCCUUACCCUACCCGGAGCCGAACCGAAGGAAUGUUACAAGAAAGCAUGACGUUCAAGUCGGAGUCGACGUCUGGCACCACGUCCAGCAAGGCGAGUAGCCUGUUCGACCUGGACCAGAACGGCGACAAGUCUAUCCUUGUGUACAAGUAUCGCUCAGGCGCAAAGGGCCUAGAGGUCAAGACUGAGCGUGAUCUCUGCACUGAACUCGACCAAGAUCCGUCAUUACCCUUCAUACGCGUCACCAAGAAGCCUAUACCGCGCGGCAACAGUCGGCUUGACAUCCUCAACGAAGACCUACUCGCUCCCUCGGAACGCGAAAAGUACGCAGAGAAGCCUACGCUCAAGGCUUCCGUCGCAAAUGUGGGACUGCCCACGCUCGCCAAGUGGAAACACAUGAUAUUGGGCAGCUACGACGACCUCUACAUCGUCUCGCGCUCGCAUACACUGUCGCCUGAGGCAAGCAAGAACAACAGUCCAGAGUCGAGCCAGCACGUCAACUCGUUUCCUAGAGAAGCGGUCCACAGUGACGAGGCAUAGGUGCGUCGCAGGACUGAGCUGGAUGCCGUUGGAACAGGCGACUGGGCGAUGGACGUCUAACAUCUCUUGCGUCGUCAAUGACGUUCGGCCUUCACAUGACUGCACGCUCGUUACACGACUAUACGUUUCCCACCUAUCAUUACGCGAUACCCAAUGAGCUUGGCGCUGGAUGGAGUUUACAUUGUUUUGGUUUCCUUUGGUCCUUAUGUUGUCUGUCGCUGUUGGGUAGGAACGAGUACACUGCGUAUUUUUGAAUCGGGAGUGCGUAACUCUUAAUUAAACAACCAUUAACAUUAGCCGCUAUCAAGACA
Molecule: messenger RNA, 1116 nt
Organism: Alternaria rosae
Lineage: Eukaryota; Fungi; Ascomycota; Dothideomycetes; Pleosporales; Pleosporaceae
Exons: 2
Coding region: 299-805 (168 amino acids)
Source: RefSeq, a predicted model, not a curated record